CAAAACCGGUUCGAAUACGAAAACCCCAAAAAACAAAACUGAUCGUUUUUGUUUAUCAACUUUUACCACGCGCCACAGCAGUUACCGUUUUUAUAUCCCACAAAAAUGUAUUGCAUUCUUUUGUUACCAAAACUGUUAGCUUGGUUAACACCUCCAGCAAAAGGGAGCAAGGUUAACUCGGCCAUUUACCAUUGGCUCAAAAUCAGGGCCAUUUCAAGGGUGUGAGCUUCCAAGAAAUGCCAAGCGAAAUGUUUACCUGAAUUUUCCAAUCCAAAUUUGUAGUGGCAAAAUGUUUUAGCAACGCGAAUCUCCUGUGAACGUUUUGAGUGAUAUUGAAUAAUCCAGCAAUCAAAAGACUUGAACAUGACGUGCCUGUCGGACAUUGACCUGGCCACCCUGCACCAGCACCGCCUGGAGGAGAUCUUCAGCUACAAGCUGGCUUGGAGUGGCACUGGCCACCAGCAGACCCAGUACAAUGAUCUCCUCGUGCGCCACAAUGCCUCGCUAAAGCGGCAGAGAAUCAACCAGCAUACGGCCAAUACGGCCAGCACAAGGGCCAAGGAUCAAGCAUUCACGGAUGAUUGUGUGGCCACCAGUCCGGGAAACAAUCAGGCCAAAUCCGAACAGGAUCCGGAUGAUGGCUACUUCGAUUCCACGACACGACGCACGCGUAGUGGCACUUGGCCGCGCACUAGAAGUCUGAAUGCUCCGUCGCCAUUCCAGCAUUUCGGGCCAUGUGGUCGCAUUAUGAAGAACUCCGCCAUGGUGAUGCAGAUUCAGGAUCCGGCCAGCCAGCGCUUGACCUGGUACAAGCCACCACUCACCGUGCUCGUGAUCAAAAAGAAGGACUCCCAGGUCCUGCCGCCCUUCGUCCAGCUGGUGGAGUGGCUGGUGCAGGAGAAGCACAUGGUCGUCUGGGUGGAGUCCGCUGUCCUUGAGGACAAGCUGCUGCGGGAUGACGUUAAGCUGGAGCAGGAGAGCUCCAAGUUCCAAAAAGUGCACGCACAGUACGCCGGAGUAAGAGCGCGUUUCCUGCAACUCCGUGAAAAGCUAGUGACCUUUAAAGAUGGCCGCGAUGACCUGACCGAUCGGAUUGACUUUAUCGUCUGCCUGGGAGGCGAUGGCACUCUGCUGUACGCCUCUCAGCUGUUCCAGCAAUCUGUCCCACCGGUGAUGGCCUUCUAUCUGGGCUCCCUUGGGUUUCUUACGCCCUUCCAGUGCGACAACUUCCAGGAACAGGUGACCAAUGUCCUGGAGGGUCAUGCUGCUCUAACGCUACGUAGUCGCCUGCGCUGCUCCAUCCACCGCAAGGGCGAACGCCGCAAGGAAUCGCUGCUCCACUCGGUGGGUGGUAAUCUCCUGAUACCGGGUUUCCACAGGCAGCUCAACUAUGUGGAGCUCAACAACGGACAAACAGGAAAAGCUGGCUGCAAUAAUAACAAUGGCCACAACAAUAGCAUCCUGGUGCUCAACGAGGUGGUCAUCAACCGAGGACCCUCGCCGUACCUGAGCAACAUUGAUAUCUUCUUGGACGGCAAAUACAUUACGUCGGUGCAGGGCGAUGGCCUGAUCGUAUCGACGCCCACGGGAAGCACAGCAUAUGCGGCAGCAGCCGGUGCCUCCAUGAUCCAUCCCUCCGUGCCGGCCAUUUUGGUGACGCCCAUUUGCCCACACUCGCUGAGCUUCAGGCCCAUUGUGGUGCCCGCCGGAGUGGAGCUAAAGAUAUCAAUUUCACCUGAUAGCCGCAACACCUCACGCGUCUCCUUCGACGGACGCAACGACCAGGAGCUGAACCAUGGGGACAGCCUGCGAGUGACCACCUCAAUCUAUCCCGUGCCCAGCAUUUGCUCCCAGGACCAAAUCUCCGAUUGGUUUGACUCCCUCGCCGAGGGUCUGCACUGGAAUGUCCGCAAGCGGCAGAAGUGCCUUGAUGAGCUGUCGGACUUGACCGCUUCGGGGUCGGAGGACACGCUCGAUGAGUUUGACAAUCUUCAGAUCUACGAUGCGUAAUGGCAACCAAACCCAAUCGCCGUUUGUUAGCGUGGCCAAUUAGACUAGUUGUAGUCGUAGUUCAUAGGGCUUGUGUGCUAGUGUGCAAUUUGGUAGGCUUAAUUAUGUAGGGAAAAUACUCUGUUGUACUAUAUACACGUUAAGUCGCUUGGUUGAAAUGUUAAAUGUUAAUUGAUUCCGAUCGCAAUGUUUGCUUAAGCUAGACCUAUUCUGUUGAUUCUUGUGAACAAAAAAAAAAUACAGCUUACGCGUAGCUCUUAAGUUUUUAUUAUUACAAAACAUACGACUAAUUGCGUCGAGUGCUAAGUACUUAAGCUGACUCGCGUUAUCUGUACAAUUCGAUGGAGGUAAUAAAAACUGUAUUAUUUACUUAAAGCGCCACAAAAUCCA
Drosophila simulans is the source of this 2400-nucleotide messenger RNA. RefSeq names its product NAD kinase (gene Nadk1a). The transcript is spliced from 4 exons. The coding region runs from base 364 to 2010 and encodes 548 amino acids. Gene Ontology annotation, biological process: NADP+ biosynthetic process; NAD+ metabolic process. Gene Ontology annotation, molecular function: NAD+ kinase activity. Lineage: Eukaryota; Metazoa; Arthropoda; Insecta; Diptera; Drosophilidae. The record is from RefSeq and is a predicted model, not a curated record.